AGAAACCUGUCGUCUCUGCUGUGAACGGGGCGUUUGAUUUUUAAUUCAACUCCAUUGUACGGUGAUGCAGAUUUCCGGAGAGAAUUUAGAGGAGGAUUAUCGCUUGUUCUGGUGGGAGGAAAGAACCGGAGAUCUGAAUUUUCUCUGGUCCUCCUCCAUGCAUUGAGGAAAGCAAGAAAAAUAAUAUCUAUUAUGAAUGUGUGUAUCCUGCAUUAGUCAUGUCCAAAAAAAGAAAAAAAAGGAAUGAAGCAAAAAAAAAAAUGUUUCAGUCUGUAUUCUGAGUCCAUCAACUUUCUGUCUGCAGGUGAAUGGCAUAGUCACUUGGAAUUGUGGUUGGUCAUUGUGUUGAUUAGAUGAUUAUCAACUUUCUCAUCUAUAAACUUCUCACUUCUAAAAGCCUUUCAUAAGAAGAGACUAUGUCUGUUGUGCACCAGCUGUCAUGUGGAUGGCUAGUGGAUCAUCUUGCCUUCAUCAAUAACAUUGAUUACCAACUUUGCCAGCACCAUGAGCCAACUUCCAGUAAUGCUUUACCCAUCUCAUCUCCUCACUGUGGUUCUUUUAAUGUAACUUCUACAUCUUCUGUUGAAUUGUCUGCUACAUCGAUGACCUUUGAACCUGCCACAAAACCAGGGACUGAUGAAAGAGAAAAGAAUAAAGCAUCAAUGCAAAAAUAUACAUUUCGAGCUGAACUGUUUCAUGUUACUAAACCCCAUGUGACAACAGCUGAUUGCACAGCAUUCCAGCAAAGAAAUAAAAUAGAGGUUCAAAAGGAUGGCAGUGUCAACCAUGAGAAGCAAGAAUGUGUUAAAGACCAAGAUUCUGUUUCUGCUGUUAGGAAGAAAGGCAAAAGAUUCUAUUGCAUUCAAUCAAGUGAAUUGGAUGCUCUGGAAUACCAUACAAAAAGUAGGGACUGAUUUUGGGAGGGUGCUACACAAUUAGUCCAAGAAGGCCUGAAAGAUUGGUUUUCUUUACGCAUUUUUCAGAAAAACUGGACAAUUGGUAACAUGACCACUACUGUGGACUUGAUAGCUGUGGGUUUGGCUGAACUAUGUGACAUGGCUAAACAGUUUCCUUUAGUGAAUGAAAAUGAACUUGAUACAGUACAGUCGAUAGAUGCAGAUGUAUAAUCAGAACAGGAUGUAUUUUCACGAAUUACCCAAAACAGCUCAGACUUUACAAAGAUGAUUAUUCUAAUGGGACCAGAAAUACCUGUUCCACCAAAAAGCAGCUUCCUCUUGUCUGAUCUUUCUUGUAUGCAGCCACUUCUGAAUUUUGUCCUUUUUGGCUUGCAGAUGGGAAAAAAAUAUGAUGUAAUUGUGAUAGAUCCACCAUGGCAGAACAAAUCUGUUAAAAGAAGCAAAAGGUACAAUUAUUUAUCUUUGCAAAUAAAACAAAUACCUGUUCCCCAAACUGGGCUGCCUCCAAAACGUCUUGUAAUCACUUGGGUCACCAAUCGACAGAAACACUUACAGUUUGUAAAGGAUGAUUUUUAUCCCUAUUGGUCUGUGGAAACGCUUACCGAAUGGCACUGGGUGAAAGGGGGUAAGUUUGUGUUCCCAUAAGAUUCUCCACACAAAAAGCCUUAUGAAGGUCUAGUACUGGGGAGACGUCAAGGAAAAAACUGUUUUGCCAUUAGGAACCCAGAGAUGAAAGUGCUUCCAAUUCCAGACCACAAAUUAAUUGUCAGUGUGCCCUGUACCCUUCAUUCACACAAACCACCUCUUACAGAAGUUCUAAAAGACUAUAUCAUGCCAGAUGCUGAAUGCUUGGAAUUGUUUGCUCGAAACUUACAACCUGGAUGGACUAGCUGGGGAAAUGAAGUUCUUAAAUUUCAGCAUGUUGAUUAUUUCAUUACUCCAGAGACUGGAAACUGACUGUAAUCUUCUGACUAAAGUAAUCCUUCUCCUUGUCUCCUCCACCAUCCCCUAAUGUGAUGUACCUCACUGUGCCUUUUACUACUGGAUAUACAGUUGGAUAUUUAAAUAGGACUCAGUUGUUUUUAUAGACAAAAUGCAUUGUAGUGAUGAGUCUUUGUAUUUACUUAGGGUUAGUGUAACUUCUAUUUUAAACUCUGCAGAUAACAUGUUAAGGAAGGAAGAAAAUGGGUCACUAAUAACCUUGUAGUCGAUUCAAACAAACAAACAAACAAACUGUAUAUAGUUCUCUCUGGGAUACAAUUAUACUUUGAAAAGUGUUCUAGGAAGGGCCAAGUGCAUUAAGGUUUAUGCAAUAUUCUUUGUGGUUUUAGAUUGCACGUCAGGGUCACUUGUCAGUGCUUCUUCUUUUGUACUUAUUUUAA
Messenger RNA from Dromiciops gliroides (monito del monte), 2299 nucleotides. RefSeq names its product methyltransferase 4, N6-adenosine (gene METTL4). Lineage: Eukaryota; Metazoa; Chordata; Mammalia; Microbiotheria; Microbiotheriidae. Gene Ontology annotation, molecular function: RNA methyltransferase activity; site-specific DNA-methyltransferase (adenine-specific) activity; nucleic acid binding. Gene Ontology annotation, cellular component: nucleus; RNA N6-methyladenosine methyltransferase complex; cytosol. The record is from RefSeq and is a predicted model, not a curated record.